AUGUCUUCCAAACUCCAACGCAGCGUCCUCGUCACCGGUGGCACUGAUGGACUAGGCUAUCAUUGUGCAUUAACCAUAGCUCGUGAAUUUCCUCACUACCAAGUCAUAAUCGCAUCACGCUCAGACCCCAAGGCCUCCGCCGAAGGCAUGAACAAGCUCCUCAAUCAAGAGAAUGUUAAGUUCCUACGUCUCGAUCUGUCCUCUCUUUCCCAAGUCCGUGCCUUUGCAGCAGACUGGGAAACCAAUCAGUUCCCGCCAAUCCAAUCCCUUGUCUUCAACGCAGCCCUACAGUUUCCUGGGAGAGUGGAGUACACUGAAGAUGGAUUCGAGAAAACCUUCGCAGUCAGCCACAUUGGGCACGCACUCCUGUUCUCCCUCCUUCAGCGCCAUCUCGCCGAAAAUGCACGCAUCGUGAUCGUAUCUAGUGGAACACACGAUCCUGCUCAGAAAUCCGGUCUAUCUGACGCGAAGUAUACAUCCGCCGAAGACCUCGCGCACCCGUCUCCCCUCUCAGCAAAAGAGAACGGGCGCCAGAGAUAUGCCAGCACUAAGCUAGCUAACAUUCUCUAUAUGUAUGCUCUACACAGACGCUUUUCUUCCGUCAAUGAGAAGAGCGGGAAGCAUUGGACGGUCACAUCGCUGGAUCCUGGUCUUAUGCCGGGGACUGGCCUGGCACGAGAAGCGAACAUAAUAAUAAAGUUUCUCUGGCUGCGUGUCUUGCCGAACAUUAUUCCGCUUUUGCGGCUGCUUAUUUCGCCGAAUACCCAUACUCCUCAGGAGUCUGGGGCCGCGCUGGCUAGGUUGGCUGUGGCCGAUGACGUUGAGGGGGUUAGUGGCGUGUACUAUGAGGGUUUGAAGGAGAUUAAAUCUAGUGAGGUGAGCUAUGAUCGGGCAAAGCAGGACGAUCUGUGGGGGUGGACAGUUGAUACUAUGGCCCGUGAUGAUCGGGAGAGGAUGGCUUUUAUGUUGGAUUAG
Penicillium pulvis is the source of this 975-nucleotide messenger RNA. RefSeq lists its product as uncharacterized. The transcript has a single exon. The record is from RefSeq and is a predicted model, not a curated record. Lineage: Eukaryota; Fungi; Ascomycota; Eurotiomycetes; Eurotiales; Aspergillaceae. The coding region runs from base 1 to 975 and encodes 324 amino acids.